Talpa occidentalis (Iberian mole) is the source of this 1298-nucleotide messenger RNA. RefSeq names its product sorbin and SH3 domain-containing protein 2-like. The record is from RefSeq and is a predicted model, not a curated record. The annotation marks the transcript as partial. The transcript has 8 exons. Lineage: Eukaryota; Metazoa; Chordata; Mammalia; Eulipotyphla; Talpidae.
UACAUUCUCUUCUUAUUUUCUCCUCAAACUCAGCUUGGAAACCAGAACUUAACUGCCAAUGUGCCGGAGGUAAAUGCUUCACAGACACACAGUCAAACCACAGCAGAAGCCUCUUCUUCGUGCCUUCCUUCUGUGGUACCUUUUAGUCGAACCACUUUUUCACCAGAUGGUGGCUCCAGCCCAGCAUCACUGUCCCUACCUCCACCUGCUGACUUGUGGCCUUCACACCCGCACAGACUCCUGCCCCCUUCCCUCUGUGUAUAUAAACCCCCUCUCCUCGCUCCCAAGUGCCUUAUCGAGGGCACCACCACAGGCGCUCUCACUACAGACUCCUCUCAGGGCAAGCAGUCCUCCUGCUCCUCCUCAAGCAUGUCCUCCCCAGCCCUCCCAGAUGAGUUGCAGAUGGCUGACUCUGACACCGCUGACCGCUCUGAAACACCUUCCCCCACCUUAGAUCAGGGGUCUGCUGUGACAGAUGGCACCACCUUAAUCACCCCUGCUGCCAUGCAUAGCCAGAUAACAGUGAAUGGAAACUCUGGAGUUGCUGUGAGUCCAAUGAGUUACUAUCAAAGGCCGUUUUCCCCAUCCGCUUACUCUCUACCGGGUUCAUUCAAUUCCAGCCUUACCAUGCAUCAUGGCCGGUCACUUGACUCCACAGAGACAUAUCCUCAGCAUGUGCAGUCCCUGGACAGCUCAAUACCACUGUACAGAUCGUCAGAGGAAGAGAAGAGAGUGACGGUCAUCAAAGCCCCACAUUACCCAGGGAUUGGGCCUGUUGAUGAAUCUGGAAUCCCCACGGCCAUUAGAACGACAGUUGACAGACCGAAGGACUGGUAUAAGACAAUGUUUAAGCAAAUUCACAUGGUGCACAAGCCUGAUGAUGACACAGACAUGUAUAAUACUCCUUAUACCUAUAAUGCAGGCCUAUACAACUCACCCUAUAGUGCUCAGUCACAUCCUGCAGCGAAGACCCAGACCUACAGACCCCUGUCCAAAAGUCACUCUGACAACGGCCCAGAUGUCUUUAAGGAUGCCUCCUCCCCGGUCCCGCCCCCACAUGUUCCUCCUCCAGUUCCUCCACUUCAACCCAGAUAUCGGUCUUCAACGGAAAAGCAUGACUGGGAUCCUCCAGACAGAAAAGUGGACACAAGAAAAUUUCGUUCCGAGCCAAGGAGUAUUUUUGAAUAUGAACCUGGGAAGUCGUCAAUUCUACAGCAUGAAAGACCAGUUAUCAAGCCUCAAGUUUGCUGAUUGAUUGUCAAUCUAAUGGAUCAAGACUAUAUUUAACUUUGCAGUAU